UGCGCAACAACGCCUCCAUAAUCCAUUUCCUCCACACAUAACGGGAAAGCCCUUUCUCCGUUUUGAGUUUUGACCAGAAUCAAUCCUCUAGAACUCCGAUCUGAGGCAGAGGCAGAUCUUCCACUGACUCAGUGACUCAGCGCGAUGACGCCGCCGCUGAAGGCCGUGACGCUGACGCACGUGCGGUACCAAAGAGGCGACCGCGUGGGGCACUUCCUGGCGUGGGUGUCCCUGGUCCCCGUGUUCAUCUCCCUGGGCGGCUUCGUCUCGCACUUCAUCUUCCGCCGCGAGCUCCAGGGCAUCUUCUUCGCGGUGGGCCUCAUCGUCUCUCAGUUCAUCAACGAAGUCAUCAAGACCUCCGUCCAGCAGGCCCGCCCCGCCACCUGCGCUCUCCUCGAGAUGUGCGACUCCCACGGCUGGCCCUCCAGCCACUGCCAGUACAUGUUCUUCUUCGCCACCUACCUCACCCUCCUCUCCUCCAGAAACGGCCUCAGCUUCUGGCACCUGCGUGAUAACCCCCUCCUCCACCUCCUCACCUGGUCCCUCGCGCUCCUCACCAUGUACUCCCGCGUCUACUUGGGCUACCAUACCAUCGCGCAGGUCUUCGCUGGCACCGCGCUUGGGGUUUUCCUCGGCGCGGUUUGGUUUUGGGUUGUUAACGUCGUUUUGUACCCUUACUUUCCGCUUAUCGAGGAGAGCGCCUUCGGGAGGAGGUUCUAUGUCAAGGACACUUCUCAUAUACCUAAUGUGUUGAAGUUCGAGUACGACAUGGCCAGGGCUCAGAGACGGAAUGAGCCCUCUGAUUCUAAGUCCGAUUGAUUCCUAAUUUGGUAGGCAGAUUGCUGCGAAUUUUUCUUCUAGGAUUUGUAUUCUCAAACAUUUAUGGCAGUAUUGUUAUUGCUUUCUUCUCUGGAGCUUUCCUCUAUAGAAGCCCACCGACUCAGGUAUAAAUGGUAUCUAUAAAGAGAGCAGCAGUGCACACUGAUACUAUAGGUCUUUGAUGCGUAUAAAAUAGAGAUGAUGUAACAAUAGAUGAUUACGUGAUGCUAUUGCUAUAGAUAAACAAAUGAAUAUUUUAUCUUGUUUUCUUACAUUGGUUUUAGACUAAAAAUACAUUGACACAUACACCUAAAGGAUUGUUCAAAUUAUUGAUAAGCUUAUAAAUAUUUGAUUUGCCCCUAAAGUAUUGUGCAUGC
Molecule: messenger RNA, 1196 nt
Organism: Cajanus cajan (pigeon pea)
Lineage: Eukaryota; Viridiplantae; Streptophyta; Magnoliopsida; Fabales; Fabaceae
Gene: LPPGAMMA
Product: Phosphatidic acid phosphatase (PAP2) family protein
Biological process (GO): lipid biosynthetic process; protein N-linked glycosylation
Cellular component (GO): intracellular membrane-bounded organelle; endoplasmic reticulum membrane
Molecular function (GO): dolichyldiphosphatase activity
Source: RefSeq, a predicted model, not a curated record